AAAGCCAACCCAGAUUUAGACCAGAGUUUACAGCUCGGCUUUGUCUCUCAUCUCUGUUCUACCCUGAAUACCACUGUGCCAAAGUUCAGCUCACAACCCGGGACAAUAGUAGAAAGAAGACAGUGAACUAGAUGUGCUCCGGCAGCUUCAUCUUACAGAUUGUGUGUGACCCAGAGACAACUGAAGGCAAACACCUGAAACUAUUCAACAAGCCAGCACACCGUUCUUCCACUGGCAAUGCGAAACUAAGAAGACACUACUGGUUAUAACUGACACAGAGCGACAUGGCCACCGGGAAGGCAGAGGUCCAGCGAAGGAUCGUGUCCAAGGACGGCCACAACAAUGUGCGGAUUGACAAUGUGGAGGGCAUGGUUAAGCUGUACCUGCAUGACAUCUGGACCACCGUGGUGGACAUGAAAUGGCGCUACAAACUCACUCUGUUUGCUUCCACAUUUGUCAUGACUUGGUUCAUCUUUGGGGUCAUCUUUUACUUCAUUGGCAUGGGCAACGGAGACUUUGAGGGUGGUUUGAAUUCUACCCACACGCCCUGUGUGAUGAAUGUGGAGACACUUACUGGAGCUUUCCUCUUCUCUCUGGAAUCACAGACCACCAUUGGCUAUGGUUUUCGUUAUAUCUCGGAGGAAUGUCCUCUGGCUAUCUUCACUCUGGUGGCUCAGCUCGUCAUCACAGGCCUAGCUGAAAUCUUUGUCACUGGUGCCUUUCUAGCCAAACUGGCUCGGCCCAAGAAGCGCGCAGAGACCAUCAAGUUCAGCCAGUUGGCGGUGAUCUGCCGGCGACAAGGCAAGCUGUGUCUGAUGGUGAGAGUGGCUAACAUGAGGAAGAGCCUUUUGAUCCAGUGCCAGGUAACCGGAAAGCUCAUCCACUCAAAUGUGACACAGGAGGGCGAGAAGACUCAAGUCCACCAGAGCUCUGUUGAUUUCCAAAUGGACUCUAGUGGAGAGUGCCCUUUCCUCAUCCUCCCGCUCACCUUCUACCAUGUUCUGGACGAGCACAGCCCGAUGGCAGGACUGAAUGCAGAAAACCUUCAAACUCGAGAGUUUGAGCUGCUGGUUACCCUCAAUGCCACAAUGGAGUCGACGGCAGCCACGUGUCAGAGCCGCACCUCCUACGUUCCUCAGGAGAUUCUCUGGGGCUACGAGUUCAAGCCAGUGCUGUUCAGCACCACAGGUGGCCGUUAUGUGGCAGAUUUCAACUUUUUUGACAAGGUACAAGUGAGCAACGAUGCAGCCGUCAUCAGAAACAACACAGAGAAGCUAAAAAUUGAGGAAGACUAUAAAAAAGAAUAGAGGAUAAAUGUGUUACUGCACUGCAUUGUGCCAGUCAGUUAUUCUCAUGGCUGUGACCCCUAAUUCAAAUGCAUUUUAUUGGAACAUUUUUGCACAAAAUCAUCUAAAAAACUGAUUUGGUCCUGUUUCUCAUAACAAUACUAUGACUUUCUGUUUUUGUAAAUCAAAAUUUUCAGCAGACUGUAAAACCUGGGAUUAAAAUGCAUUUUCUCUGCACAUUUUAUUUAUUCAUUUAAUCAUUAAAAAAUGUUUUUUUUCCUUAUUAAUCUCAAACCUUUAAUUUAGUUCCAGUUUAUUUUAUCUAUACCAGAAUGCUUUUUAAUAAUUGGUCAGAUAAAAUAAAUAAUAAUAAAAAAUAAAUUAAUAAAAUUAAUUAGACCGGGUUUUAAUGGAGGGGUUUUAUGUCCCGAAACUGUAAAUGCUUUAGCCUUUUUUUAUAAGAAUUUAGAUUUUUUUUUUUAGAUCCAGUAUUCCUUCACAUUAAGAAACUAAUAGUUCAGUAUUUAAAAGAAUAGUUUGACAUUUUGGGAAAUUUGGGAAUAUUUGCUUUUCUACCAAGAGUUAGAUAAGAAGAGUGAUACCAAUCUCAUAUUUGUACACUAAAUGUGAAGCUACAGCCACAAUGACUGACGUUAUCCCUUGUUUUUGUUUAACCUACCCAAAAACUGAAGUGUAAAAAUGACAAGUUGUGGUAUUACAGGUGGUUUCGUGCUGAAAAGUAGGAUAAGUCAGAUGUGUUUAACAAGACGAGACAAAGCGUGACUUUUGUGAUGCUGCUAGUAUUUAUGAUGCUCAGUGGGUGUUGGUCAGGAAAUAUUUAAAUAACAAAGAUGCAACGUGUAAUUAAUAAGACAGAUUUGGUAGAAGGUGUAUUUAUUCAUUUUUGACAGACUCAUAGGCCAGCAGUUUCCCACUGUUUCCAGUAUUUGUGCUAAGCUAGGCUAAUGCAUUCCAUCUCUGUCCUUGACGCACAGAAAUUAAGCUGAUGUCAAACUGCUCAUCUGACUGUGAGUUAGACGCUGAACUAGCAUUAUUCCCAAAACAUCAGACUGCUCCUUUAAAAAUACUGACAAUCAGAACUGAAGAUUGCAUUUAUGGCAGCUCCAGUCCAGAAACAUCAGUAUCAGCAUCUUGUGUUAAAUGCAUAGUGCUGCAUUCAGGUUCAGUCUUUUGGGUGGGAUAAAUCAUUUAAAAACUAAGGGGAUCUCUGUACGCGGAGAAGACAAAUAUGUAUCUAGUAUUAGAAUAUGUUAGUGCCUAUUACACAUCUACAGGUGCUUCACUGUUACUGAAUUUGUAUGGCACAUACACAUACACGUUCUACAUGACAUUAUUCCUGGAGAACAGAUGUAAGCUCUGUUAUGUGGUAUGACAUGAGAUGGUAUAACAAUACAUUCAACAUGGUGAUAGACAAGGGGU
Xiphias gladius (swordfish) is the source of this 2726-nucleotide messenger RNA. RefSeq names its product potassium inwardly rectifying channel subfamily J member 15 (gene kcnj15). Gene Ontology annotation, cellular component: plasma membrane. Bases 285 to 1307 code for a protein of 340 amino acids. The record is from RefSeq and is a predicted model, not a curated record. Gene Ontology annotation, biological process: potassium ion import across plasma membrane; regulation of monoatomic ion transmembrane transport. The transcript has 2 exons. Gene Ontology annotation, molecular function: inward rectifier potassium channel activity. Lineage: Eukaryota; Metazoa; Chordata; Actinopteri; Istiophoriformes; Xiphiidae.